Messenger RNA from Alternaria alternata, 500 nucleotides. RefSeq lists its product as hypothetical. The record is from RefSeq and is a predicted model, not a curated record. Lineage: Eukaryota; Fungi; Ascomycota; Dothideomycetes; Pleosporales; Pleosporaceae. The coding region runs from base 28 to 216 and encodes 62 amino acids. The transcript has a single exon.
CGUGGGCAGCAAGAAGUAAGGAACGCCAUGGUGCCAUUCUCGCAUCUCUUUCCAUGGAACAGCCCUGAUGCAGAGUGGAGUGUGCCUGGUCCACACACAUGUCACGGAACGGUUUUUUCCCUCGCUCUGCAGCUUGCGAUUGCGAUGCUCGUCCUUGUCACUUGUUUCGGCCUAAGGCAGCGAUCCCGGGCGAUCAGAGAACAGCACGUAUGGUGAUUACAAUCAUGCGAUAACAAAGGCAGAAGCAAGAUGUCAUAAUAAUCGUGUUAUGACAAUCUGACAGGAAGGUUCGCGCGGGUAGGGUUGACGGGAGGCAGGUCCUAGUCUGCGCUGAACGUAAAAAAGGAGGGGUGGCUGGGUGGUGGUGGUGAAAGGCCCUGGGGUGGAUCUGUGUGUCAAGUGAAGGGGUGUCGUCAUGUGCAAUAUGCAUCCGUCCCAAUGUGUGCCCAUGAUUCGCGUUUGGCGAACAGGUGGGAGAUUUGGCAUUGGGAUUUUCCCUU